Molecule: messenger RNA, 1339 nt
Organism: Manihot esculenta (cassava)
Lineage: Eukaryota; Viridiplantae; Streptophyta; Magnoliopsida; Malpighiales; Euphorbiaceae
Product: MATH domain and coiled-coil domain-containing protein At3g58270
Exons: 8
Coding region: 77-1339 (420 amino acids)
Molecular function (GO): protein binding
Source: RefSeq, a predicted model, not a curated record
GCAGUAUGUGAUUUUCAAGAACUUGCCUUUUUUCUAACACUCUCACCCAAUCAUUCAAGGAAUUAGAGCAAUUAACAUGGGGGAUGCAACUCCAUUUAAAUUCACGUGGAGAAUUAACAAUUUCUCCACAUUGACUCCAAAAGAACUUCAUUCUGAGGUUUUCUAUGCUGGCGGUUGUCAAUGGUGUUUGCAUGUUUUCCUCAAAGUGGAUUAUUUAUCAAUGUACUUGGAAGUCGCUGACUCAACAAGUUUGCCGCAAGGAUGGAGCAGAGAUGCAGAAUUUAACCUUGCAGUUGUUAAUCAAAUCAAUAACAGUCUAACUGUUAGAAAAUAUACAGAACAUGUAUUCAAUGCAUUUGAUAAAGAUUGGGGUUUCCCAUCUUUUAUUCCUCUUAGAAAAAUAAAAAAUUCUGCUGAAGGUUAUCUUGUGGGCGACACCCUUAUACUUGAAGUUAAGAUUCUUGUUCAUAGUGUCAAGCAUUACUCAAAGCCUGAACCUAAAAAGGAAGAGGCUAAGGAUGAAACUAAACCAUCUGAGCCAGUGGCUGCACCACCAACAAGCCAGGUUCCUUCAUCUGAAAAAGUAGUUGAUACUAAAGCAAAAGUAGACACUAAACCACUGAACCAGACCAAAGAAGGCAUUCAAGCUGCUGCUACUCCCACCAGCGAUAAGGAAGUCAUCAAAUCAUCACCUCUUCCUUCAGUGACUGUUGAGACAAAGAUUCUUCCAAAGGAUCCUCCCUCUGAGCCUGUAAAAUCUUCCCAAGAUGUGCAUGCAACAUCUAAAGGUCUCUUGACAGAACUUGCAAGCAGGACUAGGACUAUGAGCAGCGAAACCUCCAUGUCAAACCAAGCAUCUAAACCUCUUUAUUUUGAUCAAUGUAGAUUAUUUAGGGAUAAAACAAUAUCAAGAAAGAAUAAAAAUACCUGCCUUAUAUUAAAUCUUGAGAUAGGACCCUUUUCAUAUUGGGGAGAUGCAAUCCUUGUAUCUGCUUAUCUUAUUAAUAGAAUGCCUCUUAAGACCCUUGAUUUUGAGUCCUUUGGCGGUUCUACAAGGGAAAAAUUCAUACGUUGUUCCACCCAAAAUAUUGCUGAGAGUAAUGAGAUAGUACACCAGACUAGUUGUCCUUAUACUAGUGCUCAAAAUGGCAUUGCUGAGGGAAAGAAUAGAAUGCCUCUCAAGGCCCUUGAUUUUGAGUCCUUUGGCGGUUCUACAAGGGAAGAAAUCAUACGUUAUUCCAUCAAAAGUAUUUGGGAUUGGAAGAAAACUCUUGCAGAUCCUAAAUGGAAAGAAGCAAUAAUUGAAGAGAAGAAAGCAUUGGCUAAAAAUGAGACCUAG